CACAGACACACCCACAGACACACCCACACACACAGAGGUAGAUAUUCAUCAAAGAACAGCGCUGUCAUUCUGAGACUUCAUACGACGUGAACUGCUGAGCGAAGCUCUAUAAGAUGGAUUUUUCUACAAAAACCCUGGCAAAGGGUUGCUUCGGGAAAGUGUAUAAACAAAAGUACGGAGACGCCUGGGCCGCGAUCAAGAAAGUGCCUGUGAACCUCAUCACUAAGGAACAGCUUUCCAGAGAGUGCCAUGUUUACGAGAAAGGACAACACAACAACGUGGUGAGGCUCCUCGGGACGCCGUGGCUGGACGACGGAAAGUGGCACAUUCCUCUGGAGUUCAUCUUCGGAGAGGAUCUUGAGACGGCCAUAUUUGACGUACAGAAAUCGAAAAUACAGCUGACCUCGUCGGUAAAGGCCACCAUCAUCACGGGUAUGUGUGAAGGAUUGAACUUCCUGCACAGCAAAGACAUCGUCCACCAGGACCUCAAACCAGACAACAUCAUGAUUGAGCACGGAUCUCAUCGUGCUGUGAUCAUUGACAUGGGCCUGGCAAAAUUCUUCAGAAAUGGCUUAAGCUCUGCCGUAAACUUGGGCAAUGAGGCCUACGCUGCUCCUGAGAUCCUGCAAGGGAACGUUCGAGACAAGCGUUCGGACGUGUGGGCCAUGGGAAAAAUGAGUGCAGAACUCUGCGCCAGGGUCCGACUUCCGACCCUUAAUCUGACUCCCAUCAAGAUUAAAGAGACUCUGAAAGACAAUCCUUAUUGUAGUGUUGUGUCCAGUAUGGUUGUGAAGAAUGCAGCAGAGAGAGCCACCAUGUUUGGAGUUAUUGGAGAGAUCCGGCAAAUCGGGGCGAAUCAGGGGGCAAAUCAAUGGGCAGGAGCAGGAAGACCACAUGCAGGUUUGGGUGCCCCAAUGGCCGCCCCGAUGGGCGCCCCAAUGGCCGCCCCGAUGGGCGCCUGGGGAACAGGGGCUGCUGAUUUUGGCGCGAAGCAAAAAUUGCGCCCACCGACCCCUUAUCCUCCAGAAGCGAAACACCACGAAAUACCUGCUGAACGCAUCCACCGUAGCCCAUCUCCACGACUUCAAGCUAUAGUUCCUGUUACUGCGACGGAAUUGGCCAAUCAAUUCUCACAAAUAUCCAUUCCUUGUCCUUUACCGCAAGAUGGAAAGGUGAUUCAUCGUAGUUUUGAUAACGACACUGGCCAAAUGGAGAUUAAACAAAUAGUCAUGAAGCACGGCAAGGUUGCUAAGUAUGACCACGUGGCGAUUACCAAGUGAUCAAUACAAGAAAAAGAAUACAAACGAUUUAAUCAGCUUUUCAGUUUUGCUGGGAUGUGAUUUGGAAGUCGCCAGUAUCAUAUACUUUCAACCUGUGAAUCUUGGGAACAUCUGAGGGGAAAAUGUGUCGCUUUUACAAAGUAUAGUGAAUACUAUAAACAUCCCUUGAAAACACUGUGCAUAACUUGAGCCAUUACAAAAAGGGGUCACGCUGUAAAAUCACUGGAACGAGUGGAGAAGUUUCCCGAGACAGUACUGAGAAAAGAUUCCAGGUGGUGGAUUUAAACUCUUUACGCUGUGGAGAUAACAACCAGAGACAAAAGUGGGGAAAACCGGGAUUAUAGUCUUGCCACACAUAAAUCAUGCACUGUUUCUCUUGUAAAGAACUUAUAAUGUGGUGUGUGUGUGUGUGUGUGUGUGUGUGUAUACGGUGAAUAUGUUUUGCUAAAUAUUUAAUGUGUUAAAAUACUUUUUGUCCUAUAAAACUACAUACUUUUGCACAAUGGCCUACUGUGUCAGUAUUUGUAAAAGGUUCAAUUUACCGAAAAUGCUGUACUUUCAUUCAGAAUUAUAGCAUCGAGAUAACGAUUGUCAGAACAUUCAUCACUACGUGGCAUGCGUGGUAUUCACAAAAAUCAUCAUCACUAGGUAUACUGUACUGAGAGGGAAUAAUAAGUAUGUAUUCAUAAGCAUAAACAAAGAGAGUUGUUUUUUUGUUUGUUUGUUUUUUUUUUUAAAUCUGUCGUCAUGGACUUUUCUAGCAUUUUUAUACUGUUAAAUCUCGACAACUGAUGUUUAUUAAAAUUCUUAGUAGUUUCAUGAAAUUCUCUCUCAAAAGCUUAGGAUACUGUGAGAUAGCUGUAUAUGAAAAGUAGGCAGGAGUUACAUUUGAUUAAAUUUGAGUGUUCACAGUAGACAUUUAGGGGCAUAAAAAAAUAGUAAUAAAAUUAGUAGUUGUAGUAGUAGUAGUUAUAGUAGUAGUAGUAGUAAUGGUAGUAGUAGUGGUAGUAGUAGUGGUGGUAGUAAUGGUAGUAGUAGUAGUAGUAGUGGUGGUGGUAGUAAUGGUAGUAGUAGUAGUAGUGGUGGUGGUAGUAGUAGUGGUAGUAGUAGUAGUAGUGGUAGUAGUAGUAGUAGUGGUAGUAGUAGUGGUGGUGGUAGUAGUAGUAAUGGUAGUAGUAGUGGUAGUAGUAGUGGUGGUGGUAGCAGUAGUAAUGGUAGUAGUAGUGGUGGUAGUAGUAAUGGUAGUAGUAGUGGUAGUAGUAGUCGUGGUAGUAAUGGUAGUGGUAGUAGUAGUGGUGGGGGUAGUAGUAGUGGUGGUAGUAGUAGUAGUAAUGGUAGUAGUAGUGGUGGGGGUAGUAGUAGUGGUGGUAGUAGUAGUAGUGGUGGUAUUAGUAGUAGUAAUGGUAGAAGUAGUAGUAGUAGUAGUGGUGGUGGUAGUAGUAGUAGUUAUAAUAAUACUAAAAAUACACCUAAUUAUGUGCCUAUUUGCAAAACCAGUCUGUCCGUUAUCAUUACGACUCACUGUAUUGAUUUGAUUCUUGCUUUGGUUUCUUCAAACAUAUUGAGGUCAGAGUGAUCCACAUUAAUUGUUUAAUGCUGAUUUCUUAGCUAAGUGAAUUUUGUGUGUGUGUGUGCAAUGUUUUUCAGUGUGCAUCAAAAUAAAUCUGUGAUUUGCAGCUC
Ictalurus punctatus (channel catfish) is the source of this 2960-nucleotide messenger RNA. Its product is annotated as inhibitor of nuclear factor kappa-B kinase subunit alpha. Lineage: Eukaryota; Metazoa; Chordata; Actinopteri; Siluriformes; Ictaluridae. Gene Ontology annotation, molecular function: protein serine/threonine kinase activity; ATP binding. The coding region runs from base 114 to 1280 and encodes 388 amino acids. Gene Ontology annotation, cellular component: autophagosome; cytoplasm. Gene Ontology annotation, biological process: autophagosome organization; protein autophosphorylation; peptidyl-serine phosphorylation. The transcript has 5 exons. The record is from RefSeq and is a predicted model, not a curated record.